GUGUCCUCUCGCGUCGCACAGCAGCCGAACAGAGCUUCAUCCAUUCCCGGUUUGCAAAAUUUGCGGAGCGGGGUGCAGCAAAGAAUGGACAACUACAAGGCGCAGGGGUACCAACUACCCUCUACUUCCCGGCCACCAGCGCAAGAAGAUAGUACCAGUCCAACGGGUUCGCCGCUGAGUCCUGGUGCGCGGGCGAACCUUCUUGGGGAGCAGAGCAAUUUGAUGACUGGCUCUCCGUCUACAAUUUCUGUGAGCGGGACGAGCAACAUGAUGGGGCAACAACAAGGCCUCUUGCGCAUCCGAAAGCCGAUGAAGUAUGACGCGAAUGCGAUGCUGCACAUGAAAACGAAGCAGGAGGAGCAGCUGGAGCAGGUCGCUGCGAACUCGUUGAACGCCGUGGGGAACGCUAUUUUUUCCAAGGCUUUGACGCCGACAAAACUGACGUCCAGUCCGAGGAACGUGAAGUUGCAAACGCCAAAGUUGAUGGUGGUGAGUCCGGGCGUGACCGACUUCUCCCAGUUCAAACAGAUGGUCCAACAAGAGCACUACCAUCAGACCUUCCGGACGGUGACGGACGUGGCCGUAAAUGAUCCGGCGGGAGGUGCAGUUCUUUCUGGCAGUGACAAGGAAAAAGAACAAGCUGGGGGAGGUGACGCCACCACAGCCCCCGGUCCGAAAUCCGACGCCAACGCGAGAGGGAAGGGGAAAAUGAAGGGCGGCCCGACCGUGAUUCCGACGCCCGCUGUCACCGCUGCGCAGUACCGCGGAAGAAUGUUUACCGCCUCACCGCUGUCUUUCGACGCGCCGGGUUGGCAGGGCAGCGCAACUCUUUCCCCCGUGCCGAGUGGGCGAAAGUUGUCUCCGGUGCCUAAAGUGCCGGCGUACGACCCGCACCAGUAUCAGAAAGCGGUCGAGAUGCAGUCGGAUGUGAGCCGGAAGACCGCGGAGUUGACUUCCAGAACGGCGAAUGACAUCAAGCCUAAAAUCCGCGUGAGUUGGAAAGAAGCUGCAGGCCGCGCAGGGAAAAGCAAGGACGACAUUCCGGACAUGCAAGCUCAGAUGAAGGAACAGGAGCAAGCGGAAGGGCCUGUGAAAACUACAACUGGCGCGCAACAGUCCAGUCCGUCUGUCUCCCCGAAGGAUCUGCGGACCAGCGGUGUUCUCGAGGGUGUGGAGAUCGCUCCGGUGCCGCCGCUCUCCCGGCUGGACCAACCGCACGUACCGGACAAGAUGCGCGAGAUGCAGGAGAACCUCGGGGCCGUGAUCACGGAUCUGGAAGGCGGAAAGCAACCGCUGCCUGAGGGAGAAGCGAAGGGCGCGUCGGACUUCUGGUCGAACAUCUUUCCAGCUAGCGGUGCUAACGACACAGCUGCGAAUGGAGACACAGCACGGGAUGAGAGUUCUGGGCCUGUGGUUGCAACCGUUGACGUUGGUGAGGAUCCAGCGAACCGGCCCACCCGGUUCGGCACCAUCGUGGAUAGCAACAGCGCGGCGCUGAAAGCCGCGUCGUUGAUCAAGAAGCAGGCCAAGCAAGCGGUGGAGAAGAAGUUGUGGUCGCAGGCCCCGGCAACUGCAUCCUCCCCAACUACGGACCCCUUCGCGGAAAAGAUGCCGGCGCCGCAGUUCGAGGCGGAGGCUUUAACAAUCCCCUGGUUGGUGGACGCGGGGAAACUUCCCACCCGCGUCGGCGACCCGUCCGCUGCCAGCACGGAGUUCCGGCGACUGCUGAACAAAGUGCAGGAACUGACGGUGCUAGCCGCGGAAACGCACCCGCAACUGCGAUCGCUGACGGAACAUUUGGCGCAGCAGGCGCGGGCCUUGAACGAGAAGGAACUGCAGGCGCAGAGGGACGCGCGGAUGGCCAUGCUGGGCGAGCAAAGUAAUGCAUCUCCCGAAGUCGACGAACACGGCGAGUUGACGCCGUCCGGUGCAUUUUCCGCCUGGGCGGAGGCGGAAAAGAAGCGCGCUAGUGCCGACAACGAGUACCUGAAUCUCGGGUCGACCGUCAGUCCCUUGGUUCCCCAAGCGGGUCUGAAGAUCCCGAAGAACCCCUACAGGGUCCCCGGGGUAGCCGGCGCAGACGGCAGCGUCAGCCCGACGUCGUCCACCUCCCCCGCUAUCCGCCGGCAGUCCAAGGCGAAUAAAUCCGCUUCGAAAACGCCGGUGUUGGACGAAUUGAUGCUGGAAAAGAUCCGCGCGGCGCGCGAAUCCGGCGAGCCGACGAACAUUUUUGCCGAGAAGUGGUUGCAGGAGCACGGCCUGCAGGAGAAGCGCUCGCCCAUGCUCCCGCCACGGACGCGUCGAGGCCCGGUGCGGGGACAGCACAAUCUCCUGGUGAUGGGCGGAACUAGUACAACACCAAGUGGACUGACGCCGAGCACGCCAACAGGGACCAGUGGAGCUGCUCUUGGCUCUACUUCGGCCGGUCCUUUCACGACCGGACCUCCGCAUCCGGUUCUGGGGACGACUUACGAGGUUGGAGUCGGUGAUUUCCGCGCCGCGCUGACGAAAUCGUCUCCCACCUCGAAGGAGAGCAUUUUGAAAACCACCUCAAAAAUCGCCGGGACGAGGCUGGGCGCGAAGCAGGAAUCUCCGUCCAGCGGCUUGCAGGAGCCGCUGCUGAAGCUGGACCACAAGAAAGUAACCGACCGCUCCCGCCCGGGUUCCGAACUCUUCAAGCCCCGGCCCCGGAAUUCCGCGCAUGCGAUCGUCGACCCGGCGGACGUUUUGCGCACGGAAAACGAAGUCUUCCCCGUGAUGGCAGCUGCGAAAAAGUUAUCUGCGACCCAAUUAUUGCAGAACUACUCCGGUCUCUUUUCGAAGCGGAGAGACGUCAUGACCGGUGCGCAUCUGGGCGCCUCCCCGAAGCCGCCCUGGAACGCGGGAGAGAAAGCCCGCCUGCAGUCGCCGGAAACGAUGUCAAUCGUCCAGCGCUUCGUGCGGGACUGCAGCGGGUCGCCGAAGCGGAAGGAGCGGCGGCAGGCUGCAGCCGUUCCGAGCAACCUGGACCCGCGGAAGAGAUCGAUGCACGAGGUGGCGGACAUGGUGGGGUUGACGCAGCCGACGGUUGUGGAGAAAACCAACUCCACCGACGGGAAGAAGUUCAAAUUCUCCGCAGGUGUCGGCAACGUCGAAGUGGGGAUCGAACCCGUGCAGCUCCAGGGCCCGGAGGUGAAGCGGUCCAAACAGCUGCAAACCAUGCAGAUCCAGCCGGUCGUCGCGGCGGUGGCCUCGCCGAAGGCGAAAGCGGGGCAGAAGGUCGUGCCCCCCGGGCAGAAAAGGUCGGAUCCGAUGUACGUGGUGGAUUUGAAACUAUCUGGUUUGGAGGGCCUGCAGGAGAACAACAAGUACGAGACGCUGAUCGGCUACCACCCGCACAUCGUCGACCAAGCCGGCCGCGAUUUGAAUAAAACGGAAGAGUACAGAGAGCAAAAGUUCGGGGGGUCUACCGCUGCUCAAACGGGUUCUACUUCCUCCCUCCGUUUCGCUACCCGGGAUGAGUUCGUGAAGCUCCGGCUGCGGAGAAAGCCGAUCACAGAGGACGAUAUCAAGUUCAAAUUCUACGGGGAAUCAGAGAAGGAACAAUUCGAAUUGGAUCAAACACAAUCGCAGGACGGCGAUGAAAUGGAGUACGUUGCGAUCAUCUCCUUAAAGCAUUCCGCACGAACGACGAAGGCGGGGAAGGACUCUGCACCGUUGUGGCUUUCUUUGGUCCCCGCCGCGCAGGUGGAGACGGGUUUGUUCGACCCCGCGACGGCCUUCUACCACGGUUUGAAGAACGGACACCGGAAAACCGGCCCGAGAAUCGGUCUGUCUGUCGCGGUCGAGGCGUUUUGCCCGCCGGGGACGCAGGAGGCGGCCUUGAACCUCGGUGAUGGGCUGGACUUUCUGCGGAUUUCCGAUUUGCCAACGCCGCGCGGGAUUUCGACUCCCCCUCCGGCGUUCGUCGGGGGCCGGCAGGCUGCGGGGGCCAUGCAGCUGGUGAAGUCGGUGAAAGCGGCUUUGGAUGAUUUGUCCGCUGCGGGAAAAGCGAUUCCGACGGCGGAGGAGAAAGUGAAGAAGGAGGAAAUCGCGAAGUUGUUGAAGGAACUGGAGUACAGGGUUGCGACAGUUGGCACGGUCGCACCGGAGACGAGGUCGCGGUCUCCAAGUGUUGGUACAACCAGCAGCCCUAUGCGGGCGGCUGCCGUUCCGUUCCUCAGCGUUGGAUCAUCUCCCUCUGCUCGGCAGUCGGGCGCGUGGCAGAAAAUGAACGUGGUGUCGCCGCGCCUGUCGGCGUCCGGCGUAGAUGCGGGGAGGAAGGCGAAGAAACCGUUUGGGAAAUCAGGCGGCGGUGUGUCUUCUGCAGCCGCAGCGCAGGAGAUCCGCACGACGAGUCGGCCGGGGGACCCGCUGCAAGUCGGGCCUUUGCGAGGUUUGGACGAAUUGCAGCAGGAAUUCCGCGAGUUGCAGGAGGAGGAGCGCAAGAAGCGCGAAGCCAAGAGCGUGGUGCCGUUCCAGGUCAUUACUCCGAGGACGCCGCGGGCGCCGUCGACAAAUGUUCUCGCGGGUGCGCAGAUCCCCAAGAAUCUGGCCGACAAGCAGUUUUCGCAAAGCCGGAAAGUGUUGAAGCGCGCGGGCUCCACACCGCCGAAGAUGGCGAAGAGCAACGGGCAGCCGCUGGCCCAGAUUUCUUUACCUGUGAGCAGUGGUAGUGUCUCUCCGGCGAAAAAGGUCCCGAUCGUGAGUCCUUCACUCGGGGACUUCCUCGGCGUGUCGCAGCUCGUCGGGGGGUUCAGCCAGGGCGUUGGAAAGACGCAGUUGCGGGAUGUUUUGGGACAAUACGAUCCGGAUGUGACGCCGGGAGAACUGUUCACGCAGAUCACGGGCGGAAUGCCCGCGACCGCGUUGAAGUUGCCACAAGGUGGUAGUACAACUGCGCAAUCAGGCGCUGGAAAGGCCGAUACCAGUGCCGUCGCUCCUCCGAAGAAACAGCUUCAGACCACUCUGUCCGCUGCCGCCGCCCGCUCCUCCAGACAACAGUUAUUGGCCGCGAGCGAACGAUCGAGCAAGACCACGGAGAAUAACGACAACAUUUCUGUGCCGGAGGAAGGUAUGGGGCAGAGAUUCUCCACCUUUUUCGAACUUGGCAUCGAUUUGCAGACGGAUAGUGCAGCGACCGCUUCGAAAGGGAAGGCUGAGGGGAGGAAGUCGAAAAAAGAGACUUCUAGGGCUAGUGCGAACAUCAAGUCGCCCCGCAGCAGCUCGUCGAAGAGUAGUCCGAGGGUUCAACAGCAGGAUAGAAACUCCUCCCGGGACGAAAGAAACAACACCGGAGGGUCGUCAUCCUCCAGAAACGCGAGCAGUCGGAACUACAAUAAGCCGGAUUCGUCCCCUCUGUCCGGAGAAUCCUCGUCCCAGCAAUCUGGCUCCGAGUCCUCUUCGAGCUCUAGUAUUGAUAACACCAGCAGCUAUUUAGACAGUGACAAGAAGCACCCGCAGCACCCGGAGGUCCAGGGCGCGGUCGCGAAACGCUUCGGGAAACAGCACCACAGUCACCACCAUCUUCGCAAGUCCAUGCAGACGGAACACAAACACCACCACAUGGAAUCAUUACACGCAUUGUACCAUUUCAUGCAGCCAGAGGAACAGAAGGAAUUCGACCGGAUCAUGCAGGUGAAAGUGUUACAGAGCAAGCGGGCCAGUAAGGACACGGCCUUGAGCGAAUCGAAUUACAACAAUGGCGGGUACUACAAUCCGAAUUCGCGUGUUAACGACAAUACAGACUAUCCUGGAACUACGGGUGGAGCUGUAAAUGGAACACAACCAGGAGCGCAAAACCUGAACAGCAAUUCCAAAGCCUCGACCGCUGGCGCCGCUUCUGCCAUCAGUGGGUCAACAGUCCCGGUUAGUAAGAAGCGGCAGAGUCAGAUGUUGCUGCAGAAGAUGGUGAAAGGGGUCACAGGAAACCGCUUUUCGCGUUCUACGAACACGGGAAAGAAUGCGCUGAAAAGCGGCGUUAGUUCCAUGGUGGACCCGCAGGAAAACAGGAAAAGAUCCACCGCUCGGGUUGUCGACAACUCCAGCGCCACUGGGUCGGAACAAGAGCAGCAGCUCGCCGCGGUGAGUUCCCCGACGGAUGUCAGCAGCGUGACGCCCCGAGCGGGGCCACCCGCGCCGGUGCCGAACAAAACGAGUGGGGCGUCGUUGAUGUCGAAAAAAAGCGUGGAUUUUGCAGAUGAAACCGAGGAACAAGAAGUGCCGAACAUCUUCGCGCAUCUGGUCGGGGGCGGGCCGUAUGGUGGGAACUACACGAACGGAGAUGCUACAACUUCGAACACGUUGACAACAUCUCUUCCGGUAAAUGGAGAUGAGGAGACACAGGCGGAUGGAGAGGAAGACGUAGUGAAAGGAGACGGGGAUCGAGUUUUCAAAGCCGCGCGAACGUCCCAUCGGUUGCAGCGAUUGUUUUCGCGAACGGACAACGGCUUGCUGGACGGGGACAAUUUACUUGCCAUGUCCGCACCAGCGCCGAGGAGAAGUACGAUUAACAAGAUGUGAUGUAGUGUUGAAAAUUCAAAAUGGAAGUUGAUGAGAUGUGGAUUCGAAUUUCUUCUAUCUAGUGUUUUUAUUCAGGAUUCAAUUUUUACAAAUUUGUUUGAUCAGGUUCAGGUUGUUUUUUCUAUUCCGGUGGUUGAGGUACCUAGGCGUACUACGUACUAGGGCUAGGCAUCAAACUCAUUCUCAGAGGCAUGAGUGACCAACGUAAGGCUUGUAUGUACACGGUUUGUAGAAUAGCGCGCUUGAUUUUGAUUAUGAUUUGCACUUACUUUUACAUGCAGUUUUUUUUCGUUCUCAAAAGUUGAAGAUCUCGAAUAUUGUGUUUGUGAUGGUCAUGUUUUUGUCCACAAUUUAAGUAUUUCCUCACUAGAUGUAAUCAAAUCUUUGGGGUUAACAUUUUCUUUGUUGUAUUCUUUCAGAAUGGAGCAGGAAAAAGAUAUGAUCAUCAUUAUUUUAUAGCGAAACAGAUUGUCUGUGUCUCAUUCUGUGUGAAUCCAUAAU
Amoebophrya sp. A120 is the source of this 7041-nucleotide messenger RNA. The record is from the annotation of a GenBank genome assembly. NCBI's taxonomy places the organism in Eukaryota, Dinophyceae, Syndiniales, Amoebophryaceae.